Molecule: messenger RNA, 1325 nt
Organism: Papaver somniferum (opium poppy)
Lineage: Eukaryota; Viridiplantae; Streptophyta; Magnoliopsida; Ranunculales; Papaveraceae
Product: probable flavin-containing monooxygenase 1
Exons: 4
Coding region: 52-1284 (410 amino acids)
Molecular function (GO): N,N-dimethylaniline monooxygenase activity; flavin adenine dinucleotide binding; NADP binding
Source: RefSeq, a predicted model, not a curated record
ACCCACUAUCUUCAAAGACUCAAAGAGAUCAUUCAGUACGGAAAUUUUCCAAUGGAGAGAAGAGUUGGGAUUAUUGGAGCAGGAAUCAGUGGGUUAUUAGCUUGCAAAUAUGUUCUUGAAAAAGGAUUCCAACCCAUUGUUUUUGAAUCACAACCUGGUCUUGGUGGAGUUUGGAAUCACACAGUUGAAACAACAAAACUUCAAACACCAAAACAAGCUUUUGAGUUUUCUGAUUUUCCAUGGCCUUCUUCUGUCAAAGAAGAUUACCCAGACCAUAUUCACGUUAUGGAGUAUAUAAAAUCCUAUGCUCUUCAUUUCAAUUUACUUCCUUAUAUCAAAUUCAACACCAAAGUUCUGAACAUCGACUAUUUAGUACAAGAAGGACAAGAUAUGUUUUCAUGGAGUCAUUGGGGUGGUUCAGAUCAAGGUUUUGGUAAUCUUAAAGGUAAGUGGGAAAUUACUAGUACUGCAGUUCGAGAAAAUGAAAAUCAAGAACAUCAAGUUCAUGAAGUAGAAUUUGUGAUUCUCUGCGUUGGCCGGUUCAGUGGGGUUCCAAAUAUUCCUGAUUUCUCACCAAAUAAAGGUCCAGAUGCUUUCCUCAAUGGUAGAGUUUUGCACUCCAUGGAUGAUUCUGAUGCUGCUAACUUCGUCAAAGGGAAACGUGUCGUGGUAGUUGGACUUGGAAAAUCAGCUUUAGACAUUGCUAAUGAAUGCGCCAUAGCCAACGGGGUGGAAAAUCCUUGUACAUUGAUAUACAGAAAUGCACAUUGGAAUGUACCUGAUUAUUUUCCAUACGGCGUGUUUCUUGGUUCGCUAUACCUUAAUCGUUUCUCCGAACUUUUGCUCCAUAAACCUGGUGAAGGACUAUUCCUUAGUCUCUUAGCCACUCUUCUUGCACCUCUAAGAUGGGCAGCUUCGAAAUUUGUUGAAAGCUAUAUCAAUUCCAAGAUUCCCUUGAAAAAAUACAAUUUGGUGCCAGAACACAGCUUCUUACAAGAAAUUUCUUCUUGCUCACUCGCAACGGCACCUGAGAAGUUCUAUGAUAGAGUAGAAGAAGGAAGCAUUAUCUUUAAGAAGGCAAAGGGGUUUGGCUUCUACAAAGACAGGUUGAUAUUUGACAAUGAUGUAACUGCACCUUUAGAAACUGAUAUUGUGAUCCUUGCUACCGGUUAUAAGGGGGACGAAAAGCUCAAAAAUAUCUUCAAAUCACCGACAUUCCAAAACUACAUUAUGGGAUCCUUGAAACCCAGUGUUUCCUUAUACAGAAAAUGUAGAGGCACGUAAACUACGCUGUCUUAAAGGCAAUAUCGCCUGCCACUCCUCUG